Messenger RNA from Rhinolophus ferrumequinum (greater horseshoe bat), 1501 nucleotides. It is a transcript of the gene LSM5, whose product is annotated as LSM5 homolog, U6 small nuclear RNA and mRNA degradation associated. NCBI's taxonomy places the organism in Eukaryota, Metazoa, Chordata, Mammalia, Chiroptera, Rhinolophidae. The coding region runs from base 91 to 555 and encodes 154 amino acids. Gene Ontology annotation, molecular function: RNA binding. The transcript has 5 exons. Gene Ontology annotation, biological process: mRNA splicing, via spliceosome. The record is from RefSeq and is a predicted model, not a curated record. Gene Ontology annotation, cellular component: U6 snRNP; Lsm1-7-Pat1 complex; U4/U6 x U5 tri-snRNP complex.
GUUAGAGGAGGAAUUUAUUCACAAGGCUGGAUAUCUUUAACGUCUUUCGGAAACUUCUAGGGGAGAGUGGGUACCUGUCGAGACCACAGAAUGUUCAGUGGACAGAAAUAUUUCUGCCCUGGAAUAAAGGCGCUCCGCACGAUCCUAGAGGACUGGCUCGUUCGCUUGCUCGGCCUCAGAUUGGUCGAGCCUGCCCAGGCUGAGGGAAGAAAGCGGAACCGCGCUCUUUCAAAUUCGCCGUCUCAACGUCGAUGGACGCAGGCCACUUCCGGUGUAGCCAUGGCGGCUAACGCUACCACUAACCCGUCGCAGCUGCUGCCUCUAGAGCUUGUGGACAAAUGUAUAGGAUCAAGAAUUCACAUUGUGAUGAAGAGUGAUAAAGAAAUUGUUGGCACGCUUCUGGGAUUUGAUGACUUUGUCAAUAUGGUACUGGAAGAUGUCACUGAAUUUGAAAUCACACCAGAAGGAAGAAGGAUUACUAAAUUAGACCAGAUUUUACUAAAUGGAAAUAAUAUAACAAUGCUGGUUCCUGGAGGAGAAGGACCUGAAGUAUGAAUGGAUUCCCUUGACUUAUGCUAGAUUCUGUUUUGUCUCAUAAUGACAACAAAAUAGCAAAUUUUUUUUAAACCUUUCAAUGUUUGGAUUCUGUGAAGCUAAGUUUCCCGUUAAAGGGGAAUGCUUUGAAGAGGCAUUGUAAAUGCCAUUUUUGUAAGUUAAUCAUGAUUAUCUUGGAAAAAAGAACCAUUUGUUCUUUGAAGACUAAAAUAAAGGUGUUUUUGGUUAAUUGUCAUUUUAUUUAUUAUAUUGCAAUAGCCAGUGGAACAAAGCUUGCAUUUUUGUCAAUUGCUUUCUUGUCAUUUUAUGCCUGUUUGUUUCCUCAUUUGCAUGACCAUUUGAUUCUCAAACAAAAAUUGUUCCAAACAAAAUGACAGACUUUGAAUUUGGACAGGUACAUUUAAAAAACCUGAAACGAUUACUUACACAGUUCAAUUCAAGCUGUGAUGCUUUGAAAUGAGGAUUUUUCUCCUGAACUCAAGCUGUUAACUCCUAUUAAAAACAAACAAGCAAAAUACACGGGUAGUAAGUAUAUACACAUUGUGGAAGUGUAGAUUAGUAAAAAGGAAAAUGUACUUUGCUAUAUAUCCUCCUAUACUGUUCUCUGUACUCUCUUAGUACACAUUGUUACAAAAACUUGGUCACCCUGAAUAUAUUGUUUUGUAGCCUUCAUUUAUGACUUUUUUUGAAUUUAAAUGCCAAACAUCUUUCUUUGUCAGCUGUUUCAGCAAUUAAUGUGUGCAUAGUAUUUCAUUAAAUGGAUUUAGCAUAACUUACUAGGUAGGUGCAAAAAUAAUUGUGGUUUUUGCAAUUGUUAACCUUUUAAACCGUAAUUACUUUUCCACCAACCUAAUAUUUAGCCUAUUCUUAUUAUUGGCCAUAGUAAUCUAAAUCUUUAUACAUUUUUAUUUUUCUUCGAAUAAAUUCAGAAAUGUGUAAGAUCAAA